UCGUGUUUUCGAGAUCUGCGAUAUAGUAUAAAUUAUCAAAAUACAUUUCUAAAUAAGGUUUUUUUGAGAAUAAACUGUACAAGUUGUUAUCGUUUCAAGAUGAUGUUCAAAUUUGUUUUUUCUAUUUCUGAAGUGGCUGUGUCUAUGCCGCAGCCCACUCGUGAUCCACUGGUAGACUUUUUCCGGGGUGGGCUGUUUCGAAAACCGUUCAGUUUACCCAAUACUGAGAUACAGUCUUCUGUUUUUGAAGGUGCGUUUUCUUUUCCGCUACCUGUUCGCGAUCCACUACUAGACUUGUGCUUGGGUAUGCUUUUCCGAAAUCCAAGCUUUGCUGAUAUUCAGGCACAGAUCUUCUCUCUUAUGGUAACUAGCUCUUUAGCUUUUAUACCAGAAAUAAUUGGCUUUGGUCUUGGCGUCCACGCAUUACAUAAAGUGGCAGAGAAGUUGGGAGUUCCUGACACUGUGUUCAAAGUUGAACACAACGUCCCAGAUCAAGUAUUCGCCGAGCCCGACGGUCGUCAAUAUGUUCUGAAGAAACAGUGGAUUGGUAGUACACCUGUUUUAGCCAAGGUCUACAGUGACAAUGGACAGGUCGCUUUUGUUGACAGCAGUUCAAGUGUUGGAACUCCUGUCAACAACAACGCUGUCAACCAAGGAGAAAGUGGAAGCGGAAAUGCCGCCAUUGAAUACAGUAACGAAGAAGAAUGGAACAACAGACAUAACUGAUUUGAUGUUUGUAAAGCGAUUAUUUGUACUUAAUAUGUUAUAAAAGCACAAAUGCAAAUAAUAUUGAAUAUAA
Diabrotica virgifera virgifera (western corn rootworm) is the source of this 799-nucleotide messenger RNA. RefSeq lists its product as uncharacterized. Lineage: Eukaryota; Metazoa; Arthropoda; Insecta; Coleoptera; Chrysomelidae. Bases 100 to 726 code for a protein of 208 amino acids. The record is from RefSeq and is a predicted model, not a curated record. The transcript has 4 exons.